AUGUCCGGUGAAGCCAGAAUCACUUUUGAGGUCCAUUGUGCGAGGGAGGCCGUCGUCUGCCCGCAGACGUGGGUUGUCAAGGUUGGGGGUUCAACGUCGUGCAUGGGCGUGGAAGAGAACCGGUUUGACGGCCGCCAAGGAGGCCGACACCUACAUAAUAGUAGUAGUGGGGCAUUACUAACGUACGUAUCUGGAGCUUCUGCCCUCUUCCAACCUUCGGACCAUACCGAGUAUGGCCCAGUUCUUCGUCGAUGCCAUGCAUACUAUGUGGUCAACUUCCAUUCUCUACGAUGCCACAAAACCCCUUCCUCUCCCACCACCCCCACGAAGUGCAUGGACCUCCCAUACCAUCUGGAGCUUCGAGCUGACCAGCUGAGUGCUGCCUAUGGGCUUGCGCAUCUGCACAUCACCCGGCUCAUCUCACUCUUUAGUUCGACGGCGAUUCAUACUAUCAUUGAGCAGGUACACCGCUGGUACUGCCUCAUGUGGGCCUCUCGCCAACAUCCCAUCGCUUCGCCACAACUAGCACAACAGGCCGGUAAUCCAUCGCUGUUUGCCGAUCGCUCCAUCAGAACAUCGGGAAUCGUCUUAGGGCUGAAAUCACCGCCACCGGCGCAGUUCCGCCUGUGGGCAACAUGCAGCCCUAUGCACCAUCCCGUCAUCUGCCAUCACGUGGUGGCGACGCCUAUCGGCGAUGUCCUUGCAGACGCCAGCCUAUCUAUUUUCUAUACCUCGCCAAGGGAAUUAACCCUUGCGGGCAUCCUAGUCAGAGGAUAA
Messenger RNA from Bipolaris victoriae FI3, 777 nucleotides. RefSeq lists its product as hypothetical. The transcript is spliced from 4 exons. NCBI's taxonomy places the organism in Eukaryota, Fungi, Ascomycota, Dothideomycetes, Pleosporales, Pleosporaceae. The record is from RefSeq and is a predicted model, not a curated record. Bases 1 to 777 code for a protein of 258 amino acids.